Messenger RNA from Aureobasidium uvarum, 3118 nucleotides. The record is from the annotation of a GenBank genome assembly. NCBI's taxonomy places the organism in Eukaryota, Fungi, Ascomycota, Dothideomycetes, Dothideales, Saccotheciaceae.
GUUCAGGGCCCUGGAAAAGUGUGACUUGUAUACAGUCGGUUGGAUUGCCGCCCUUCACAAAGAGCUGGCAGCAGCACAGGUCAUGUUAGACGAGAUACAUGACAGACCAGAGGACUUCGAGCAGCCAUCUUCGGACAAGAACUCAUACUGUUUUGGUCGAAUUGGAAGACACAACAUCGUCAUUGCUUCGUUAGCAGCUGGCGUCUACGGUACUACAUCUGCGGCAACGACAGCAGUCUGUAUGUUGUCUUCGUUCCCAAGCAUCAAGAUCGGCCUGAUGGUUGGUAUUGGAGCAGCUAUCGCGAGGCCGAAACAAAAGCACGACAUCCGACUGGGCGACGUUGUGGUCAGCAUGCCACAUGGAACGACUGGUGGUGUGAUUCAAUAUGAUCUGGGAAAGAGCCGUGCCAGGGCAGACCAAGGGAACACUAUACACACCUUCGAGCGCGUCGGCUCUCUCGACUCACCUCCCCAGAUUCUUCUCAAAGCAAUAACUUCAUUACGAGCAAGAGUCAGAAUAGAUGGCUCAAAGGUGUCGAAAUUCCUCGAAGGCAUGUUAGAGCGGUAUCCUAAUUUGGCGGAGAGCGAGCCUGACGAACCGGGAUUUGUCUACCAAGGAGAAGAAAAUGAUAGACUUUUCGAAGCAUCGUACCUACAUACAAGCGACACUGGGUGCGAUGACUGUGACCCUGCCAGGAUCAUCACUCGCACUGCACGCCGAAAUCCUACUACUCCUCGUUUUCAUUAUGGUGUGAUUGCAUCAGGGAACAGACUUGUCAAAGAUGCCGUCGAAAGAGACAAAAUACUAAAAGAGAGUGGAGAAGAUUGCAUCUGUCUGGAGAUGGAAGCCGCCGGUCUCAUGAAUUCAUUUCCGUGUUUGGUCAUAAAAGGCAUUUGCGAUUACGCCGACUCUCACAAGAACGAUGACUGGCAAGAGUACGCCGCAGCUACAGCAGCCGCCUACACCAAAGAACUGCUGGAAUUUGUGGACGAUGGAGAGCUGGCCAAGACAUCGAGGGCCUCGGAAAUCCUACGACAAAUAUCUAGAGACAUCAAAGACGCCGGAGAUAGAGUUGAAAGGCUGCGACUAGGCCACCAUCAAGAAAGGAUUAUGGACUGGUUACUAGCUCCAGACCCUUUCGUAAACUACACAAAUGCGCUAGGGAAGCGCCACAAGGGGACUGGAUUAUGGUUCGUGAACGGUCAAGCUUUUAAUCACUGGAAAAAGCAACCCAGGUCUUUCCUCUGGCUAUACGGUAUACCUGGAUGUGGAAAAACAGUCCUUAGUUCCACCAUAUUAGAGCACUUGGAAGGUGACAGCACAACAGCCCAAGCCCUGCUCUAUUUCUAUUUUGAUUUCAACGACACAGAAAAACAAACUCUCGACAGGAUGUUACGCUGUCUGGUGAAGCAGCUGUAUCAGCAGCGACCAGAAACUCAAGAGUGCCUUGAUCGUUUGUGGAGCUCUCAACAACUGUCAAAGCAGUCGCUGAGUGGUGUUCUAGACGAGAUGCUCCGAAGGGUCGACAAUGUCAGCAUAAUUCUGGAUGCCCUUGACGAGUCACGCACGAGGAGUGAGAUACUUGUUUGGUUGAAAAGUGUUCUCGGAAAUCUAACAUCUGAUUGUCGGUUACUCGUCACUGCUAGAAGAGAGGAGGAAAUCGAGUCAGCUCUGCGAUCUUGGACAAGGCCUACUGACAGGAUAAGCAUUCAAGGAAGCGAUGUUGAUGGAGACAUAAGAGCCUAUAUCAGCCAUGCAGUACACAACAGCAAGGAGCUUAACAGAUGGCUAAGCAGGUCAGAUGUACAAGAUGAGAUAAAAUCAGAGCUGAUGAAGAAAGCGGACGGGAUGUUCCGUUGGGUAGCCUGCCAGAUCGAUGCUUUGAAGAACUGUCUUGACUACCCUAGACUUCGGCAGACGCUGAAAAACCUCCCCAAGACGCUCGAUGAAACUUAUGCUCGAAUCCUGGAGAGUAUACCGAGAGAGCACUCGGAGCAAGCUGCAACAGUUCUCAACAUCCUAACCAGAUCAAACCGGUCCUUAAGGAUGUACGAACUGGUGGAUGUCGUCGCAAUCAAUCUGGAUGAGGAUCCCGAAUUUGAUCCCAAGAACAGGAUGCCUAUCGCACGAGAAGUGCUCAGACUUUGCUCCAGUUUCGUAGCGGUUUCAUGGAACAAAGAUCCUUUCGGGUACAGGUCUGAUACCUACGAAGAGGUCCGCCUUGCGCACUUUUCUGUGAAAGAAUAUCUAGUUUCCAACCACAUUCCGAGAGGUUUCGAGCCUCUGUUUUCCGAAGCAGUGGCAAGAUCAUAUCUGGCGAGGUUGUGUUUGACAUAUCUCAUCAGUGUAAGCCGUAUCCUCUCGCGAGGCGAGCAAUUGCCUCUUGUUGAGGACCCUGAGCCAGGAUUUCCUCUCCUCUGUUACUCUGCCGACAGUUGGAUGAUCCAUGCCGGAAAGGCAGGUGACGAGACCGGAGUCUUGUGGAAACUGGUGUCAAGAUUCUUCCUGGGGACGCAUGAAGCGUUCUUGCUUGCGAGGGAUUGUGAGGCUCGUCCAAGCAAAGUGAUAGGUGAAAGUCCCCUUUGUUACGCUAGCCACGGCGGGUUGUUACAGGCAGUAGGAAAUCUACUCGACAUGGGUGUACGUGUCAACGCUGAAGACAAUAUAUGCGCACUGCAUGCUGCUUCAGCAGGGGGUCACGUCAGGAUCGUACAGCUUCUGCUCAAUCGAGGCUCGAGAAUCGAUGCUCAUCAUUCACACUGGGGGACAGCAUUGCAAGCAGCCGCAUCCAUGGGCCGCAACAACAUCAUAAGGCUCCUACUCAACAGGGGUGCAGCUAUCAAUGCUGAUGGGGGAAUCUGGGGCCGAGCUCUGCACGCAGCUUCCGCUGCAGGCUACGAUAAAACGGUGCAGCUCUUACUCGAUGCAGGUGCAGACAUCGAUACUCAAGAUCCACGCUUGGGUAGCGCUCUAAAGGCAGCCUCGGCAGAAGGCCACGACAAGGUCGUACGGACCCUACUCGAUAAAGGUGCGCAUUUGGGCUCAAGACAUGAGAUCUCCAAGAGUCCAGAUAAAUUGGAUGCACUGGACGUGGCCUGUCAAGGAGGUCACGAGCAG